Messenger RNA from Oncorhynchus mykiss (rainbow trout), 5123 nucleotides. RefSeq names its product protein lin-28 homolog A-like. The record is from RefSeq and is a predicted model, not a curated record. NCBI's taxonomy places the organism in Eukaryota, Metazoa, Chordata, Actinopteri, Salmoniformes, Salmonidae. Gene Ontology annotation, biological process: pre-miRNA processing. Gene Ontology annotation, cellular component: nucleus; cytoplasm. Gene Ontology annotation, molecular function: mRNA binding; zinc ion binding.
AUAAGCAACUGUGCGGUGGUCUCUCUGAAUUGUGAUUGGUCACUCAACAUAUGUGGGGCCCUCCAAGAUCAGGAACGUGCAAUUAAUCAUGUAGGCUAAUUGGGAAUCACGUGGACAUGACUGAGAGGGUUGGGGUUGGUUGGUGGUAGGAAGAUGCUCCCUGGUCCUUUCUAUAUUGACCAAGUGUGAAAACUGACCAGGGGAGGAAUAAAGACGUGAUCCAACGCAGAGCGGGGCCCGAGAAGUCCAGGCAAAAACAUAGGGGGGGACAGGGACUGAUAUAGACUAAAGACAAGCGGGACUGAACAUGGCAGAAGGAGUCUGCAAGACCGAAGAGGAUGAAGGACCAAGCACAGAGGAGGACUCGGAAUCUUUCCACGGUGUCGGCGUAUGUAAAUGGUUCAACGUGCGCAUGGGCUUUGGGUUUUUGUCCAUGACCAACCGAGAGGGGGUCCCGCUCGAGUCUCCGGUCGAUGUGUUCGUCCAUCAGAGUAAGCUUCACAUGGAGGGCUUCCGCAGCUUGAAGGAGGGCGAGGCAGUCGAGUUCACCUUCAAGAAGUCAGCCAAAGGCCUGGAGUCCCAGAGAGUCACUGGGCCGGAGGGCACACACUGUGUGGGCAGCGAGAGGAGACCCACAGGCAAGAGCAUCCAGAAACGCCGCUCCAAAGGAGAUAGGUGCUACAACUGUGGAGGCCUGGACCACCAUGCCAAGGAGUGCAAGUUGCCACCCCAGCCUAAGAAGUGCCAUUUCUGCCAGAGCAUUGCCCACAUGGUCGCCAACUGCCCAAUCAAAGCACAGCAGUCCUCGCCACGUUCUCAGGGAAAGCCCUCCUCCUUGAAAGGAGACGAGGAGGAACACGGCCACUCGCCCCCGUCCCCCGUGAGCUCUGAUUGAACGAGGAGACGCAGGAAGGAAGCUGGGGGAAGCACAGAAGCCAAUCAAACUGCUUUACUGGAAAGAUGGCCGCUAAGUUUCCUUUCAACUAUAUAAGAUGCUUUUGGAACUACCUCAGGUUUUUGUAAACAAAACGAUCAUGAAGAAAGAAUGUACUGAAGUUAAUAUUUUUUUGGUGUAACACUCACAAAUACAGCUGUAUUAUUAUAGCACUCAGGAAAUAUUUGUAAAAAUGUAUGGAACCACUAAUGAGGGGUUUAAACUUGUAAUGGCACAUCACAUAUUACUUUGAUGUCUUUAUAGAAUAGAAAGUUGUUUAAUUUUUACAGAGCAGAUAAUGAGAAACCAUGCCAAUCACACUGGCAUGCUACUAUACCAAACUCACCAGGAAGCUUAAAAUCACAGUGUCAAGUAGAUAGCUAAACACUUUUGCUGCCUUACAACUUCUUGACUUUCCUGAUUGUUACACCCCACUAUAUCCGACAAAGAAAGAGUUGUGACACUACACCUCUGCAAAUGAAUGUUAGUCUCAUGGGUGGUAAUGGGUGGGUACAUAUGAACCGACAGGGUAUUGGGUAAUAGCUAGAGGCAAUGUAUUGGUGGCUGCCAAUAUUGUAAGUGACCAUCCAGAUGUCCUGGGGACAAAUGAAUGUCAAACCAAAUAGUAUGACUUCUAUGGCCAGCUUCUGGUUGUUGUUGUUGCGUAACUUCUUUAUGUUGGGCCGGCACAAUGCUGUCUCUUAGGUACUCAUUCUCCCUCGUGGUACAUGUCUGAUCUGCUGCUGCUACAUUACAACCAGACACUUAGACCCUACAGAUGUAGGAUCUUAAUUUGAUCACUCUUUUGUUGCUGAGAAUUUUCCAGCACAGCAGGAAAUGCAGCUUGUAGUGCAUUCAAGGAUUCUAAAGUUUGUAAUUUCCACUUGAAAAUGUCACACUUAAUUUGCCCUAAAGAAAAAUGUAUCAACCCUUAUAAAAAAAAUGUCCAUUAAUUUAUAAUCCACAUAAUAAAUCACAUUUCCUGUUGCUGCAGGAUUAUUUUCCUGCAGUAGCAAACUGAUCUUACAUCUGUAUAAUCAACUUGAUCAUCCUCUGCUUAGACUACAUACAUCAGCAUUUGGAAUUGAGCCACUGACUCCAGUAAUCACACCAAUACCUAUGAAAUGUUUCAAACAUAAGUAAUUUACCAUGUAGAAAUCACAUGCAAGAUUUGAAUGGAUUAUUGAGGUUGAUUCAGGAACCUACAUAAUCAUACUUGUCUCGUUUAUACUUGACAGUCAAAGCAGCAGCAGCAGCAUCCGGCGUUAAAGUAGGAGCAACAAAUGUUUUAUUCAGUGUCGUCAAUUACUAGGUACCUAUUUAAGACAUUGUCUCCAAGGAGCUUGUGGGGACUAUACAGGAACACCACAGUUGUAGUCACAAGGCACCAGAACGGAAGAGAACGGACUGAAACAGGGAGGGAAUACCAGAAUUUGCCCAAUAAGAAAUGCUUGUUUUCGUUUGUUGCGAAUCAUUUCUGCUACCGUGCACUAAUGAAUGUCGACCCAGCCCUGCAUGGAGGUGCAUUUAGAGCUAGCUAAGCCAUUCAGCCGUACUCCCGUUUUACAGGAGAAGCUGAAAGACAGACCUCCAACAUCCAAUUAAUAUAUAUUUAGAAUUAUUAUGGAGCCUUUUUAAAAUAGUCCUUGUUAUUUAUUUGUAUCUAAAUUGCGCUGCAGCUUCUCCUCAUAUUCAGGUUUAGGUCACUCUGUGAUAGCCUGGUCCCGGCUCUGUUUGUGAUGUCUUUCCAACUCCUAUUGUCAUUGUUACGCCAAACAAAUACAGAUCUAGGACCCGGUUAACUGUGACGGGUUUUCCAUUACAUACCAGACAUCAGAUAUCUUAGCCACUCAUGUCUGCCUUUAUCUUGUUCAAUGCUGUUUGAGUUUAAAGGGACGUAACACCCAAAAUCUAAGUUUGUCAAAUACCUCAAAGGGGUCUUCUGUUGAGGUAAGUCCAUGUCCCAGGCAAGUUUUAUAUCCAGCUAUGCCAUAAUCCAAAAUGGAAUUGCAGUGCUUAUCUUUUCCAUUAAUUUGGGGUUGAGGCAUAUAGCUGGAUCUAUACCACCAAUGGCAAAGGAUGUGCAUUCAUCUUGAUAUAAGACAACUUUUGUGGUCUAAAAAUAUCGGGACAAAUUUUAUGACCUUUUUAAUUAUUUUGUUCUCUUUACUUUGCCUUGUAUGAUUUACUGCUACGCACAAUUAGCUUUCCAGCGAUGUUGUGUUGUGAAUCUUCUCUUUUUUAUCUAUGCCAAAACCAAUGUCACUCUGCACUAAUCAUGUAGGAGAUACAUUAUUCUAUUCUAUUCAGUUUAAUCUUAUGAAUAUGUGUUCCAUAUUUUUAUAUUUUGAUUUACACGAUACUUUUGUGUGUAGGUGGUGAACGAAACGUGUAUAUAUAACCUCCACUCAGGCUUGUCUCUCAGGAAUCACACAUCUGAAAACUCAGGGAAUACUUCAGAUUUUUUUCAAAGGCUUGGAAGGGGAUAUGGAUGGGAUUGGGGUGCAAUGUUUCUCUAUAUUAGUUGUAUGUGUGCAGUGAAAGACAAGGGAGUGUUCCGGUGCCAAAUCAAAGUGCAUGACAAUAAAAUGGUAGAGGACCCCCGGGUCCAGUUUUGAAUGUCUCGGCAUAACAGCAAAACUCUCUUUUUCUCUAAUCCGCACAAAAUGCUUUAAAAUGCCAGUUAAUCAUGAAGAAUAAAACAAAAUCUUGGUGUCCUUAAAACUAGUCUUAAAAUGUUUUGACAUGUGAGACUAUAUGAGUUGUUAUUACACACGAUAUUAUAUACUCAUACCGUGUCAACAUAUCUAAUACCACACCUGCUGAUGUUCUCUAUUAUUUUUUCCCUACAUAAUAAUACGCCAUGAUAGGCCUGUAAUAUUCCUCUAGUAUUGUAUUUUUCCCUCUAUACUUGUUGUUGAUGGGGGAAUUUAGGAGAAUAUUGUUACCAUGGGUUAGUAGCAUUAUACACAUUGGGGUUGUCUCGUCUCAGUACGUGGCUCAAGCAUGGUAUUUCAGACUAUCAAUGACUAAUGUGACGAUCCCAGAUUGUUGUUAUUGGGUGAUGGGAUACAUUAUUUUCCGAGUCACACUGUUUAAGUUAAGUGGUACAUGUUUUAACUCAGGAUUUUGUGGUGAAAGCACACGUUCAUUGAUUCAGUCAUGUGGGACUAUAGCGCACAUAGAACAUCUGUGUAUAAUAGGAGUCAAGUUUUUUUAAAUGAACAUUUGUACUUGCCGGGUUUAGAAAAUGUUGCAGUGCGAAUGAAUGCUGAUUGCCACGGAUGAGCUACACGUAUACCCUUCCCAUUAAAAAAGAGACACACACCCACGUGUAAUUUUGCUCAUCUCUGGUUAGUGAGCCCUCGGAUGAUUCAAUUACAUCAGAGUUGUUUCACAAUGUAUCACUCUCUACGACCUCUCAAAUUCUCCACUGUGGACUGAUGAAAAGUAAUAUUACUAAUUUCUGCAGAGGACAUUGCUUAGAUCAUAACACUGUUUCACUGUUCUGGACUAGUAGAAAUAAGCAAUGCGAGUGCCAAACUGAAUGAAUAUAAUGUAAACAAAAUGUUGUACCUCAAUAACUACAUCAGCUACAUUGGUAUCUUGUAUGGCACAGCUAAAGUUUAACCAUGUGUGUUUGAGCAAAACUGUUUUACCUCAACCUAUUUUGACUCCCCAUUGAUGUGAUGUCACAUUGUGAUUUGAUUGUUGGUUGUUAGAUGGGUUAGAUGUAUCUUAAAAGGCAAAGUACUGAGUAUAUUAUUAUGUGCUCAGGGUUACAUGGAAACCACAGAAAAACAUAUAGGCUAGUGCAUACACAAGUGACCCUUGUGUCAUGUUUAUGCUUGUUGUGCCAUUGCAUCAUUUGUGAUCAAAGGCCAUUUGAUGCAGUGGUGUGGUAUCUAUGCGGGAUGUUGCCUGUCAUUUCCAAAGAAUGUGCAUUUAUUAUACUGAGGAAUGUAUCAAUGUUUACUGCCAUAAACCUUUGGCGCUUGGACCAUAUAAUCUUAUGCUCAGGUAUUUCAAGCACCUCAGGAAACUGGGGUGAUUGGUUGGAUUUGUUAUUCACUUCCUCAAUUCGUUAAAUGGCGUGAAGCAUGCAUUCCAAAAGAAACUGACUAACAGUUUACUGAUUUGUGAAGAUACAAUUUCCUACUAGGUAAUAAUAAACAUCUGCCACUAUUCA